Molecule: messenger RNA, 516 nt
Organism: Caenorhabditis bovis
Lineage: Eukaryota; Metazoa; Nematoda; Chromadorea; Rhabditida; Rhabditidae
Source: the annotation of a GenBank genome assembly
AUGGGUCGCACAAAGGUCUACUUUGAUGUCACCAUCGGCGGCCAGCCGGCGGGUCGAAUCGUCAUGGAGCUGUUCAACGACGUGGUGCCGAAGACGUGCGAGAAUUUCCGCGCAUUAUGCACCGGCGAGAAGGGCAAAGGCAAAAAAGGCGUUCCGCUAACCUACAAAGGCUGCAAAUUCCAUCGAAUCAUCCCCAACUUUAUGAUUCAAGGCGGCGAUUUCACCGCCGGCGACGGCACCGGUGGCGAAUCGAUCUACGGCGAGAGUUUCAACGAUGAGAACUUCAAGGAGAAGCACACGGGACCCGGAAUUCUCUCAAUGGCCAAUUGUGGUCCCAAUACGAACGGCUCGCAAUUCUUUCUAUGCACCGUAAAAACUAAAUGGCUCGAUGGCAAGCAUGUCGUGUUCGGCAAAGUCAUUGAAGGCAUGGAUGUUGUGAAGGCCGUCGAGAGCAAGGGGUCCGAUAGUGGCGAGCCGAAGGCGGAGUGCGUAAUUGCGAAGUGCGGACAACUUUAA